AUGGAUCAAGGCAUGAUUGAUUGGACGAUGUUCCUGGCAGACGAUCCAUGGUUUCUUCCCGACCCGCCACCAGCAGGGAUGGAGCUUGUCGAUGCGCUGCCGACCAAUGUCGAGACGGGACCGAGCCUGGAAGACUUGCUGCAGUGCCCCUGGCAUCCGAAUCCGUCUGAAAACUGCUGCUGGCGCCGCGCUGCUAACGACCCGUUCAUGGGCGUUGAAGAGUCAGUGGCGGGUCUCGGCCACUUCGGAGUAGGAUUUCCAGACGGCCACUAUCCAGAGACGGUCCCGGGGUCAUUUACCAGCACGAGGCUUGAGCUCGGACUACCCAUUUCUACUGUUGACGCGAGUUUUCUGGACAGGGCUUGGAACCACGGGAACGACGACGGCUGCUUCCCAGACACCACCGAGGCGAAGGCAUCCCAAGAAGACGAAGGCCAGAGCGAGCGAUCCCUGGUUAUAGAGGAGCCUGUAGAGCUCUCUCAGGAAACAUUCGAGAUGCUUAAUGUCACAAUGGAGGACAGCGAAGAACACGCUGUGUAUAGCGAAGCCAUCCUCGACCCGGGCACGGCGAAACCGGAGCCAGCCGCCGCCGCCGGCUGUCCCACAUCCACUUCAACAGAUCAAUGCACCGUUUAUCAAGAUAUUCCUGCGCAAGAAACUGCGAAACGUCCCGCGGAUAAAAACGACAAAGACGAAAGUGAUGACGGGGCAGGACCUCCAGCGAAGGUGGCUCGCAGGCCCAGGAAAUAUCAACGCAAACGAAAAUUUCAGGACCUUGACAACAGCUCCGAAACAACCAAGACGGGACAAGACGACAGCGACUCCGAUUACGCCCCAGACCCUCACAAGAAGAAGCGCGCGCGCAUCACCGCCCCGACGGUUUACAAGACUCCGCCAGCCACCGCGAAGAAGCCUCGAAGGCUCAAGGGAAAGCAGGUGUGGUAUGCCACGAACACUUCGCCAGCUGCCAAAUAUCGCAUCAAUACGAAGAAGCCAGCCCGGGAUGGAGAGAUGGGAGUGGCGGCCGUUGCCAACUAUGCGCCCAAUGCCAACACUGCGCGCUUCGCCGCGACUGCAAAGCGGGCUCGCUAUGCCUUUGAAGCAACCACCGUUCGCCCGCAGCCGGGCAUCUGGUACGAAGACGCCGAAGACGCACAGUAUACGUAUUCUACAUUGCAGGAGGAGUUCCAGAGCGUGAAGGAGCAAGCUACGGGCAGUGGUCGGAAUGUGCAGCAGGUGGUUUUUGCGGACAGGGCUGGGGACGCCACGUUUGCGGAAAACGCCACGUCGGCCGAGAUGAUUAUCAAAAUUGGAUAA
This is a messenger RNA of Akanthomyces muscarius, 1317 nucleotides long. RefSeq lists its product as uncharacterized. Bases 1 to 1317 code for a protein of 438 amino acids. The transcript has a single exon. NCBI's taxonomy places the organism in Eukaryota, Fungi, Ascomycota, Sordariomycetes, Hypocreales, Cordycipitaceae. The record is from RefSeq and is a predicted model, not a curated record.